This is a messenger RNA of Cyphomyrmex costatus, 2514 nucleotides long. RefSeq names its product nardilysin. NCBI's taxonomy places the organism in Eukaryota, Metazoa, Arthropoda, Insecta, Hymenoptera, Formicidae. Gene Ontology annotation, molecular function: metal ion binding. Bases 1 to 2514 code for a protein of 837 amino acids. The transcript has 12 exons. The record is from RefSeq and is a predicted model, not a curated record.
AUGCAAAAGGUAGAGCAUAUAAAAGAAGACAAUAAGAGCUGUCAAGUUGAAUAUCUGGAAACGCCCAUCAAAUCGGAGACCGACAAGAAGGAAUACAAAGUUAUCAGAUUACCAAACGGUUUAGAAGUUUUAUUAAUAUCCGAUGAAUAUUCAAAUAGAUGCUCUUUUCAACAUCAAGGUUUAAGAGAUGAAGAAGAGAAAUAUAAUUUAGAAGAAUAUAUUAACAAACAUGGAGGUGAUUUAAAAUGGUCAAUUGGAUACGAAAAUCUAUCAUUCUCUUUUAAUAUCCAAGGGAAGCAUUUCUUAUCAGUUCUUAUUCACUUUGCUAAAUUUUUCGCUAACCCUUUAUCGGAGAAAGUUGCAUUUAUGAGCAAUCGAAAAACCAUAAAAGAAGAAUUUCAGGAAGCCUUAAAUUUUGCCAAGAACAGAAGUAUUGCACCAUUUGUUUCUUCCAUCGCGCGUACUGACCAUCCAAUCAAUAAAAAUACUGAGGAUUAUUUCAUAAAAAUGCAGGAAAAUUUGGAUUACACAAAACUAUAUGAAGAGCUUCAAAAGUUCAUGAAAUGCUAUUACAGUGCUCACAGAAUAAAACUGGUUAUACAAGCAAGUUUAUCGCUGAAUACAUUAGAAAAAUACGUCACACAUUCUGCACGUUUUGUUAAUAUACCAAGUGGCAUAUUGCCUCUCGAUGAUUCUAUAAAACGUAAAUAUGAUCCUUUUGAUACUGCUGCUUUCCGAAAAAUGUAUAAAGUGAAUGAUUAUCUGUUUUUUAGACGACUCUCUAGAGAAGGAAAAUGUUACACCAAAGAGAUUCUAGAUGCGAUAUACUCCUAUAUCAAUUUGCUAAAAAAAGAAGGUCCGCAGAAAAGAAUUUACGACGAGAUUAAUAUGGCUGUAGAAUAUUCUUUUAGAUAUAACGACGACCAUUGUCCAUUGAAUAAUGCAACAAUUUUAUGUGGCAACAUGCACUUGUAUCCACCGCAUAAAAUCGAGUCAGGAAGGAAUACAUCGUAUAUAGACAUCGAGAUACCACAGAAAUGGUACAAAUGCUGGAAAUCCAUUGAACCAUUGUCAGAUUUUCACUUACCAUUGAAAAAUGAAUGGCUUCCUAUUGAAUGUACUUUAAUAUCAAUGCCAGCAAAAUUUUCAAAAUAUCCUAUAAAAUUGUACAGUGAUAGUAUAUCGGAUAUUUGGUAUUGUCCUGAUCUCAAAUUUUGUUUGCCAAAAUGCUACAUGUAUUUCCAUCUUGUUUCCUCUCUAGGACAUAAGUCAUCGGAGAAUGCGGCUCUCAUGUCAUUGUACUGUGAAAUAUUAAAACUACUAGUGGUGAAAGAUCUAUGUUCAACUUCAAAUGCUGGAUACUAUUAUAAUAUCAGUCUUAGUGACAGAGGAAUUAUCAUUAAAAUAUUCGGACCUAUACCGCAGUUAUUGUUGUCAAUUAUAGUGAAUUGCAUAAAGGACUAUCCAAACUUGAUUACGAAGAAAUUAUACGAAUUAGUUAGAUAUGAUCAACUUGAUAUCUAUAAAAACAUAAUUUCUAAACCUGGAAGUCUCGCUGAAGAUGUGUCAUUACGGAUAUUAAGAUCAUUUCAUCACACACACAUUGAUAAGCACAAUGCUCUACAAAAUAUUAGUAUUGAAGAAUUCCAAGAUUUUACAAAACGUUUUAUCAAUUAUCUGUACAUUCAGUGGUACGUGCAAGGCAAUAUCACGCCAGAUGAUGCGAUAAGAACUAUACAACGGUGUGUUGAAAUAAUUAAAUGUAAACCUUUACACUCUAAUUUGAGAAAUCUGAUUAAAGUCACUCAGAUGCCCUUGGGUACUAAUUAUUGCAAGGUGAAAAAUGUCAAUAAAAUUGAUUCAACUUCCAUUGUAAUAAAUACUUACCAAAUCGAUGACACGUCAAUUGAGUCAUUAGUGAUAAUGAAUCUAAUUAUGAAAAUAAUAAAAAAACAAUUAUUACUGAAUCUGCAAUAUGACGACGUUUCAAGCAAAUAUACGGAAUACAAUGAAAUUAUAGAAUUUUCGAUUACCGUUCACGUACACGCAAAUAAAUACACAUCCAAGGAUAUUGACCAAUCGAUCGAGGAAUUUCUGGAAUGGUUUGGAGAACAUUUGGAUCGAUACUCAGAAGAUGAGUUAGAUGUUAUUAAAGAAAGAAUGAGAAUAUCCAAUCAACAUGCUGAUAUGAAUCUGGCAGAAGAAGUUGAUAGAAACUGGAAAGAGAUUAUAACAAAUCAAUACAUGUUUGACAGACUCGAGAGGGAACUAUUUGCACUAUUCAGAAUAAAAACUGACAAACUAAGAGAAUGGUUUGCAAAGUACAUAUUGAACGAAAUUUAUGUCAGAAAAUUGAAUGUACAUGUUAUAGGAACUGACACCAAAGUGCAGUCUUCUAUUUUAGAACCUAUAAUUGACGGUAAUCAAUAUAUGUAUAUUCAAAGUACUCAUAUUUCAAAUGUAGAAGAUUGCAAGGAAAAAUUUUACAUCUAUCCAACACAAACUAAGAAUUAA